AUGUCCAAGACUGCAGCCAAGGGCCAGGGCCGUCGCCCCAAGCAGCCCAUGGAGCCGCCACCGGACGAAUUGCGAUGGCAGGGACCCAAGCAGCCCGUGGAGCCAACCUAUGCACCACCGGACCACUUGCGAUGGCAGGGACCAUCCUCCAGCUUGGACCCAUCCUCCACUGCGGGCGCCCCUCCAGCAGCCACCCCAGCUUGUUCUUCCCGCCCCGUCAAAACCAAAGAGACGGGGUGGAAGAACAAGCUGGGGUGGCUGCUGGCUUUCCACAAGGCCCAAAAAUGGGACCAACUGGACCAAUUGGUCCAGCAGUUCUGGGCAGACCACAAAGCCCAGCUCGAGUACCUGGGCGAGCCCACCAUGGCCCAAUGGGUGGACCACCAAACCGAUCUCAUCCAGCAGGGCAAUCCACCAAC
Symbiodinium sp. CCMP2456 is the source of this 419-nucleotide messenger RNA. The record is from the annotation of a GenBank genome assembly. NCBI's taxonomy places the organism in Eukaryota, Dinophyceae, Suessiales, Symbiodiniaceae.